AUGAGCACGACACAUUCCGCCGACACGACGUGCUUCUUUCAAGGAUGCACGAGCAAGCCCAUGGAGGGCUCAGUCAAGUGCCAUUUCCACCGCAACCGCGGCCUUUGCCGCAUCAACAACUGCCGCAACCAAGUUUACGCGCGGAGCCUCUGUGUGCGCCACGGCGGCCGCCACCCCUGUGCGCACCCCGGGUGCUCGACGAACGCGCGCCUCGGUGACUUUUGCUGCCGCCACAGCAAGUACAAGAAGCUCUGCCACCACCCCGGCUGCACCAAGGUGAUCCAGAUCAACAAUUUGUGCAUUCGCCACGGCGGAAGCAAGCACUGCCAGUACGAAGGUUGCGCGACGCCUGCGCGGUGCGGUGGCUACUGCUGGCGCCAUCGCAAACACAUCAAGCACUUCAAAGACAGUGCCAAUGCGACGAAGGAGAUCCAAUCUGACGCCAACUGCAACGACACCACGCUCUGGGACCAGGGCCUCUUUGAUGCGAUCGCAGCCAGCGACGUGGAGAGCGCGUUGAGCUCGAGCCCUGAAGAUUUGGAUGCGUCGAUUUUGGACGUGUUGCUACGAUGUGACAGCCUAACAAUUGGCUCACCCGAUUCGCACGUGACGGUAGCAUGA
Saprolegnia parasitica CBS 223.65 is the source of this 621-nucleotide messenger RNA. RefSeq lists its product as hypothetical. The transcript has a single exon. Lineage: Eukaryota; Oomycota; Saprolegniomycetes; Saprolegniales; Saprolegniaceae. Bases 1 to 621 code for a protein of 206 amino acids. The record is from RefSeq and is a predicted model, not a curated record.